AUGAAACAGCCCACCGCCAAUAAGCUACUCAAAGGCGCAGCAAUUGGGCAGUCUGGCCGACUGGAGAUAGUUAAUAACGCAACUUCUACUUUGGCAGACAAACUUGGUCUUGUUCCCGAUGAGCUGUCUAGACCUCUGACUGACAAGAUGACAGAGGUCUAUGAAAACAGCCGACGAAUUGGAAUCCAAGCGAAAGAGCUUUCUACAAAAACAGCACAACUCAAGGCUUUAACCGGACAAUGGAAAACUCUAUCUUCAGGCGUUGAAAAUAAAGUCAAAGAGUUUGGAGAUGUACAAAAUUGGGCAGAGAUGAUUGACCAAGACCUGCGCGUUCUCGAGGAAACUAUUAAACAGGCAAAACGGCUGCGGUAG
Sugiyamaella lignohabitans is the source of this 372-nucleotide messenger RNA. RefSeq lists its product as uncharacterized. Gene Ontology annotation, biological process: endosomal transport. The record is from RefSeq and is a predicted model, not a curated record. Gene Ontology annotation, cellular component: BLOC-1 complex. Lineage: Eukaryota; Fungi; Ascomycota; Dipodascomycetes; Dipodascales; Trichomonascaceae. The transcript has a single exon. Bases 1 to 372 code for a protein of 123 amino acids.